Dermatophagoides pteronyssinus (European house dust mite) is the source of this 1476-nucleotide messenger RNA. Its product is annotated as acetylcholinesterase-1-like. Gene Ontology annotation, biological process: acetylcholine catabolic process; choline metabolic process. NCBI's taxonomy places the organism in Eukaryota, Metazoa, Arthropoda, Arachnida, Sarcoptiformes, Pyroglyphidae. The record is from RefSeq and is a predicted model, not a curated record. Gene Ontology annotation, molecular function: acetylcholinesterase activity. Gene Ontology annotation, cellular component: plasma membrane.
AUGUUUAAAGCUGAAAUGACCAUGGAGCAAAAACAACUGGCACGUAUGACCGAAAAUUGUCUUCAACUUAAUGUUUGGGUCAGUAAUAACACCAAUGAAUCAUUCAUGCUGAAACCGGUACUUGUUUGGUUCCAUGGUGGAUCAUUUAUAUCUGAUACAACAGCUCGGUUAUUAUAUCAAGGAGAGCAACUUGCAGCACGUGAAAAUAUUGUUGUUGUCACUGUUAACUAUCGAUUAGAUGCAUUUGGCUUCAUGUACACUGGUCAUCAUAAUCAUACAAUGAAGACACAAACAAAUGCUGGCAUUUGGGACCAAUUAUUAGCUCUAGAAUGGAUACAAGAACAUAUUGAAUAUUUUCAAGGUGAUGCCAAACAUAUUACCAUUGCAGGAUUCGAUUCUGGUGCUACUUCAGUUGGACUUCACCUUAUGUCUCCAAAAAGUAGACGAUUAUUUCAACAAGCUAUAAUGAUAUCCGGAUCAGUAUAUACACAAUUAAUAUCAACUCGUUCUGUCUGUAAUGCAGAUGUGGCUCAAAUGUGGGUCCAAAUGGCUACAAAAAUUUCUUGCGGUCAUGAAUGGUCAUCGAAAACUCUCAAAUGUCUGAAACGAGCCUCAAUCGAAGAAAUUUUACAAUUAAUUAAUCCAUUAGGUUCAAUAUCGACUGGACCAGAAAUUGUCAUGGAUCUAUCGGAUGAUCUUUUCCCAUUCGAUAAACUAUCCCAAGCAAUCGAUCAAAUUCAUACAUCAAAAUUAGCUAUCAUGAUUGGUUCGACUGAUGAUGAAGGCAGUCAAGUUUUACCAAUCAUGAACAAUAAACUGUUUCAGCAAUUUAUUUCCGAUCAACAAUUAUCAAAGAAUGAAGCUAUCGAACAGAUGGUUCAAUUAGCUUCGAAACUAGUGCCGCCUCGUGGCUCUAAUCAUAACAAAGUGAACGGAAAGGAUGUUGCCGCAUUUUAUCUGACUGAUUCGAAUGUUACUGGAAAUUUCAAAACAAUCGGUCAAUGUAUUGGGGAUUUUUAUGUUUCAUGUCCUAUGACCCUGUUUGCCGAAAAACUUGUCGAAAAACGACAAUAUCCUGCUCAUUUAUAUCAAUAUGUUUGGUCACAAAAAACUCGUCCAAAUCGGUUUGCACCAUGUUUAGAAUGGAUGGGUGCUUGUCAUGGAACUGAUGUUCUAAUGAUGUUCGGUGUACCAUUCAUGACACCGAAUGAAUUUGAUGAUAUUGAUCGAGACAUUUCGACAAAAUUCAUGCAAACUAUUGGUCAUUUUGUUCAUCAUGGUCGACCAAAUUUAGAAAAAUGGUUGCCAUGGUCAUGGAAUGAAAAUAAUUCAUUAUAUAUGCCUUAUUCGCAAUUCAUAGAUGGUUCUUGGAAAUUCGAAACCAAUUGGAAACAAGAUAAAUGUCACAAAGUAUGGGCCAAAUAUUUUAUGACCAACGAUAAUGAUAAUCAGCAUUCGACAUGCAGGCGAGAAUAA